Messenger RNA from Penicillium taxi, 4497 nucleotides. RefSeq lists its product as uncharacterized. Bases 1 to 4497 code for a protein of 1498 amino acids. The record is from RefSeq and is a predicted model, not a curated record. Gene Ontology annotation, biological process: phospholipid translocation. Gene Ontology annotation, molecular function: magnesium ion binding; ATPase-coupled intramembrane lipid carrier activity; ATP hydrolysis activity. Gene Ontology annotation, cellular component: plasma membrane. Lineage: Eukaryota; Fungi; Ascomycota; Eurotiomycetes; Eurotiales; Aspergillaceae. The transcript is spliced from 2 exons.
AUGGCUUCUGUACAAUUUCCAGAGGAGAACAACAACCUCGAAGCCGUUGAGAGUGAGAUUAGAGAGCUCCCCAGCAACAUCACAAAACCGGUCAAGCGACAAAGAUGGGCCACCACGCGUGAGGCCGGCUCCGGCGGCAUGCGGAAACGUGUCUCCAUUAUCGAUCGCUUUCACAAGCGCCAUGAGAUGAGAGAGGAGAAGCGAAAGUCGAACAUGACCAAUACAACUGGGACGACCGACAUUUCCACAGAUGAGGCGUCCAAGGGCGCAAAUCGAACAGUCUACUUCAACGUCCCGGUUCCUGAUUCGGAUCUCGAUGAAGAUGGUCAACUAAUCCAUGACUACCCAAGAAAUAAGAUUAGGACCGCCAAGUAUACAGCGUUGACGUUUGUGCCGAAGAACAUUUUCUUGCAGUUCCACAACAUCGCCAAUAUCUACUUCUUGUUCGUCAUUAUUCUCAACUGUUUUUCCAUCUUCGGUGCCAAUAAUCCAGGUCUGAACGCUGUCCCACUGAUUGUAAUUAUCGCCAUCACCGCCAUCAAAGACGCUAUCGAGGAUUGGGGACGAACAGUCUCCGAUAAUCAAGUGAAUAAUUCGCCGGUUUAUAGACUAGUUGAAUGGAGUAAUGUGAACUCUACCGAGGACAACAUUGGAACAUGGCGCAAGUUCAAAAAAGCCUGUACUCGUGGUGCGAUUUCUUCCUACCGUGGGAUCAAGUCCCUAUUCGUCAAGAAAGCAGCACCGAAGGAUGACGGAGACGAGCGACAGAAUUCGUUCGCUGAUCCACGAGCUUCGAUUUACACACAACGCGAUUCCCUAGCCAUUGGCGAGGCUGCCAUCCCCAUGACUGACGUUCAAGCCGAGGCUCGUGAAGACUGGCCAAUUAUUGAUAACAAAUUUCUAUCCCCCGACAGCGCAGCGCGCGAUAGUACUCAAACGAUUUCGCCGGACAAGAAGACUGGAAGUGUCAUGGAUCCGUCCAAACAGACCCCCGGCACCGCUCGAUUCAAGCGAGACUACUGGAAGAACAUUCAAGUCGGUGACUUUGUUCGAUUAUACAACGAAGAACAGAUUCCCGCCGACAUCGUCAUUCUUUCUACCUCUGAUCCGGAUGGCGCCUGCUAUGUAGAAACUAUGGGGCUGGAUGGAGAGACCAAUUUGAAGGUCCGCCAAGCUCUCCACUGCGGCCGCCAGGUCCGUCAUGCCCGGGACUGUGAAAAGACCGAGUUCACCAUUGAGAGUGAGGCACCACAUGCCAACCUGUACGCUUACAAUGGUGCCAUCCACUGGCAACAACACGACCCGAACUAUCCCGACGCACCACGCAAGGAGAUGGUUGAACCCAUCACCAUUAAUAAUCUUUUGCUUCGUGGCUGCUCUCUUCAAAGUACCGAGUGGGUUCUCGGUGUGGUCGUCUUCACCGGUGGUGACAGUAAGAUCAUGCUGAACUCCGGUGAGACUCCUGCCAAACGUGCACGUUUGGCCAGGGAGAUGAACUGGAAUGUCAUUUACAAUUUCAUCAUCUUGUUUAUCAUGUGCUUGGUAGCAGGUAUUGUUAACGGUUGCGCGUGGGCCUCCGAUGACAAGUCCUUAAACUUCUUCGACUAUGGAUCUUAUGGAGGUGUUCCCUCUGUGACUGGUAUUGUCACGUUCUGGACGGCUCUUAUUUUGUUCCAGAACUUGGUUCCGAUUUCGCUGUACAUUUCUCUCGAAAUUGUUCGGACCAUCCAAGCAGUCUUCAUUCACAGUGACUUGUUCAUGUACUAUGAAAAGCUGGGCCUGUAUUGCGUGCCUAAAUCUUGGAACAUAUCGGAUGACGUGGGACAAGUGGAAUACAUUUUCUCUGACAAGACUGGUACCUUGACACAAAAUGUCAUGGAGUUCAAGAAGGCGACGAUUAACGGCGUGUCUUAUGGUGAAGCCUACACAGAAGCACAAAUGGGUAUGAGGCGCCGUGAAGGGGCUAAUGCAGAAGAGGAGGCUGCCAUAGCUCGCGAACAGAUUGCCGCCGAUGGAAAAAUAAUGCUUCAGAUGCUUCGUCGCCUACAUGACAACCCCUAUCUUCGUGACGAAAACUUGACCUUCAUCGCCCCCAAUUUUGUAUCUGACAUCGAAGGAGGUUCCGGAGAGGAACAGAAGAAGGCUACGGAGCAUUUCAUGCUGUCCCUCGCCAUUUGUCACACCGUUAUCACUGAACACACCCCUGGUGACCCCCCUCAGAUUGAGUUCAAAGCACAAUCCCCUGAUGAGGCCGCCUUGGUCAGUACUGCCCGAGACUGCGGCUUUACAAUUCUUGGUCGUUCUGGUGAUGACCUGCUUCUGAACAUAAUGGGUGAGGAACGCACCUACACCGUCCUCAACACUCUUGAAUUCAACUCAUCUCGAAAGCGAAUGAGCGCCAUCAUUCGCAUGCCUGAUGGCACCAUUCGCCUGUUCUGUAAAGGUGCCGAUAGUGUUAUCUAUUCCCGUCUAGCUCGUGGAAAGCAGCAGGAACUCCGACGCAAGACCGCCGAGCAUCUUGAGGAGUACGCCAAGGAAGGGUUGCGAACAUUGUGUGUUGCCGACCGACUGCUUAGUGAGCAAGAGUAUCAGGCCUGGAACAAAGAACAUGAUAUUGCAGCUUCCGCAAUCCACGACCGUGAGGAGAAGUUGGAAAAGGUCUCUAGCGAGAUUGAACAAAACCUGAUGCUUAUUGGCGGUACUGCCAUCGAGGAUCGACUGCAGGAUGGUGUCCCAGACACCAUUCAGCUACUGGCAGAUGCUGGUAUCAAGUUGUGGGUUCUCACUGGUGACAAGGUCGAGACUGCUAUCAACAUUGGAUUCUCAUGUAACCUUCUCAACAAUAACAUGGAAUUGAUCGUCCUCAAUAUCCCGGAAAACAAACCUGACCAAGCAGCUAUGGAACUUGAAAAUCACCUUGGAACAUUCAACCUAACCGGCUCUGACGAGGAGCUCAUCGCUGCACGCCUCGACCACACGCCACCAGCACCGACGCAUGCAGUCAUUGUCGACGGUGAGACCCUCAAGAUCCUUCUUUCCGACGAAUUCAAGCAGAGGUUCCUAUUGUUGUGCAAGCAGUGCAAGGCUGUCCUCUGCUGUCGUGUCAGUCCAUCUCAGAAAGCAGCCGUCGUCAACAUGGUCAGGCAUGGUCUCGAUAUCAUGGCCCUUUCAAUUGGUGACGGUGCUAAUGACGUGGCCAUGAUCCAAGAAGCUGAUGUGGGUGUUGGUAUUGCCGGUGAAGAAGGUCGACAAGCCGUCAUGUCCUCAGACUAUGCUAUUGGUCAAUUCCGAUUCCUUCAGCGCCUUCUCCUCGUCCAUGGAAGAUGGUCCUAUCGUCGUCUCGGAGAGUGUACCGCCAACUUCUUCUACAAGAAUCUGGUGUGGACUUUGGCUCUCUUUUGGUACUGCAUUUAUAACGACUUCGAUUGCUCUUACCUUUUCGACUAUACCUACAUUGUCUUAGUCAACUUGGCCUUUACCUCACUACCAGUCAUAUUCAUGGGUAUUUUCGACCAGGAUGUUGACGAUAGGGUGUCUCUGGCGGUUCCCGAGCUAUACAUGCGGGGUAUCGAGCGCAAGGAGUGGUCACAACUCAAGUUCUGGUUAUAUAUGGCCGAUGGUCUGUACCAAUCCGUCAUUUGCUUCUUCAUGCCAUAUAUGCUCUAUCAAGCAGCCAACUUUGCUAGCGACAACGGCCGCGAUGUCAGCGAUCGAUCUCGCAUGGGCAUUUUGGUGGCAACUUGCGCCGUUAUUGCUAGCAACACCUACAUCAUGAUGAACACCUACAGAUGGGACUGGUUCACCUGUUUAAUUAACGGUAUCAGCUCACUCCUCAUCUUUGUUUGGACCGGAAUUUAUUCAUCAUUCACUUCCUCUGAAACAUUUUACAAGUCCGCCGCCGAGGUCUAUGGAUCGUUCAGUUUCUGGGUUGUCCUGCUUGUGACAAUUAUGAUCUCCCUGCUCCCUCGCUUUGCCUAUAACGCUGUCCAGAAGGUGUUCUUCCCCCUCGACGUUGACAUUAUCCGCGAGCAAGUCACUAUGGGAAAUUACAAGUAUUUAGAGGAAUUAGAGGAAACGUUGGUCGUGCCCACAAAGCCCGGUGAUGUAUCUGCUCUAUCUAGUGACCAGUCUGCAGCUUCUUCAGACCUGUCCAAACCCAUCCAACCGUCGAUGAAGCAAGAUGAUGAUGCCUCCUACUAUCCAGCUGCGGAAGUCUUCACCCACAACCCCCGCAGCCAAAAUGGAAGCAAUGGGACCAACUACACCGCUAGCUUGGAUCAGAACCCAAGGCCCCAGUCCGUAGAUUUUGGGCGAACUCGUGACCGGACUCGGCAUUCCUUUGAGCGAGCCCGGCAUAGCUUUGAACAAAGCAAUGAUUUCACAUCUGCAGCCAUGUUGCAAAGAGUGGAAUCCCGCCAUCAUGAACCAUACCAGGAAGCUAUCAAUGAGAAUUUACACGAGGAUCCAUUCCGAGAGCAUGAUGCAAACAUGAUAUAA